Messenger RNA from Pichia kudriavzevii, 1209 nucleotides. RefSeq lists its product as uncharacterized. Bases 1 to 1209 code for a protein of 402 amino acids. Gene Ontology annotation, cellular component: ribose phosphate diphosphokinase complex; cytoplasm. Lineage: Eukaryota; Fungi; Ascomycota; Pichiomycetes; Pichiales; Pichiaceae. The transcript has a single exon. The record is from RefSeq and is a predicted model, not a curated record. Gene Ontology annotation, molecular function: magnesium ion binding; ribose phosphate diphosphokinase activity. Gene Ontology annotation, biological process: purine nucleotide biosynthetic process; ribonucleoside monophosphate biosynthetic process; 5-phosphoribose 1-diphosphate biosynthetic process.
AUGAGAAAGUGUAAGGUCUUUGUUGGUAAUUCCCAUCCUCAAUUGGGGAAACUUGUUUGUGAAAACUUGGGUAUUGAACCGGCUCCAGCAACUGCAAAGAAGUUUGCCAAUGGUGAGACUUCUGUCCAGAUCGGCGUGUCUGUGAGAGACGAGGACGUUUACAUCAUCCAAUCCGGCUCUCCAGACGUGAACGACCAUAUCAUGGAGUUGUUGAUUUUGAUUUCCGCUUGUAAAGGUGGUUCUGCUGCCAAAAUUACGGCGGUCAUUCCACAGUUCCCCUACUCUAAACAGUCCAAAAUGAAGAAACACAGAGGCGCAAUCACCGCUAGAAUGUUGGCAAAUUUGUUAGUUAUGGCUGGAGCAGAUCAUGUUGUUUCCAUGGAUUUACAUGCCUCUCAAAUGCAAGGCUUUUUCACAAAACCUGUUGAUAAUUUAUAUGCAGGUCCUACCUUGGCCAAAUGGAUCAAGGAAAACAUUGCAAAUUAUGGAGAUGCCGUUGUCGUUUCGAAAAACCCAGGUGGUACUAAGAGAGUCACUGCAUUGGCCGAUCAGUUAAAGAUCAAUUUUGCAAUGAUUCACACCGAUAGAAGAAGAAGCGUUGAUGAUUAUAAUGGCUUGAUGAAACAUAAGAACGCAUCUACCGUUUCCACCUUGGCCAAUGACAAUAUAAACGCAGAUAUCCAGACUGCCAGAAUUGUCAAGGGUCAUGUCAUUGAAGAUGAUGAAUCGGCAACUCCAACAUCGAUUCCUUUGAAGCCUCAUUUAUUACACAAGGAAUCAGAAUUGAACUUUGAAAAUAACAAUUCUGAUGAUGAAGAUGAACCAGAGUUCAAUGCAGAGGAAAAGUUGAUAACCUUGGUUGGUAACGUCCAAAAUCGUCCCGCUAUCAUUGUCGAUGACAUGAUUGACAAACAUACCUCCUUUAUUGCAGCUGCAGAACAUUUGAGAAUGAAUUGUGGUGCAAACAGUUGCUAUAUUGUUGCAACUCAUGGUAUCUUCAAUAAUGAUUGUUUGGAGAGGUUGGAUGAUUGUCCUUACAUUGACGGUGUCAUUGUCACAAACACCUACCCUAUCCCUGAAGACCAAAUGAAGAAAUGUAAGAAACUUACUGUUAUUGAUGUCUCUCCAAUCUUUGCAGAGUGUAUAAGGAGGGAUCAUUUUGGUGAGUCAAUUAGUGUUUUAUUCGAUUCAUUAGCUUCAAUUGUAUAG